GUUUUCGCAAUUGAUUUAGCUACAAAUUUAUAUAAUCUACAAUCCAACUUUAAAAUCGCCGUCUCAGAAGAAACCUGAAAAAUAUCCAAAAGUUUUACUCCACGAUUUUAGUUGAAAAUUGUUAGAAGUAAUUAAAAACCAUUACUGAAACUGAAAACCAUUCAUCCUUUUGAAAGAUGAGUUCAGAUUAAAAAAAGGGAACGCUGCCUAUGCGUUUAUGUAUUACUGAACCAAAAAAGAUAGAGUAUUGGACGGAAAGUAAAGAAUACGAAUUAACCAGCACAUUAAAUAACAAUUCCAAAACAACAAGGUACGAAGAAAUGUAGUAAAAUUUUCAAUUAAUGUACGGACAGUCGAGAUUAUUAUAAGAAAUAUCGAAAGCUUCUUGGAUCUCACGUGUGAGAGAAUAAUUGUAGAAUACGUGGUCUGGAACAAUGAAGGCAGCGUUGAAGAAAGUUAAGAAGCUGCUAGGUGGUCUAGUUCUACCUACAGCUGGACUAGUGACUAUCUGCGCCGCACUAGCGCUGCUAGCAUCUCCUGCAGUUGCUAGAAGAAACGAGCGGGCACGGAGUCACUGCAACAAGACGGUUGAGAUCUACGAGGACGUGACGUCACCCGACCUGGACCGGGAGAACCGCUACAAGCCCCUGCGCUGCUACUACCGCUUCAGGGUCACCAAGCCGCAGCUCAAGGAUGACUGGGUCAUCGUCGUCAGGUUCAAGAGCUUCAAAGUCGGCAACGUCGUCAACGCCACCCACUGUGAUAACGGAUACCUCAAGAUUAUGGACGGUAAUUCCCAGACGGAGGUGUCGAACCGACGAACGCUGGGGAUGUUCUGUGGAGAGAUCGAGCAGACCCGUUCUUUCAUUUCGGAGACUUCCUUCGUAAAAGUAAUCUUCGAUGUGCAGAAUUUCACUGAAGAGACUUACUUCAGCUUCGACUCUCGUGUUGAACAGCAAAAAGAAGUGUUCGGGCGCUACGGUCCCAACCCUGUGCUAUACCCGUUCCGCAGGGGGGAGAUAGUCCCAGGAACAUAUUGCGAACGCAUCUUUACCGACUGUAAAUUGCAAUCAUGCUUCGUCCAAUCUCCGGGGUAUCCGAGCGUUUACCCACGUAACCUUCAUUGCAAGUACUAUCUCAACACCCGGCUUCCGUUCAUCAAACUCUACAUCGAAAAUGAAGAGUUCAAUAUCGAUGGGCAGAGGUGCGAAAACCCAAUGAUGUGCCCAAUGAGACCGGUAGGUUCCGACUGUCCUUAUGACUUCAUUCGCAUAUACGAUGGUAAGAACGAACAGGCUCCUCUGAUCGGCACUUUUUGCGGCAUGGGACGUUUCCCACACUCAAUUAUCGGAUCAGGACAAGAUAUUAUGGUUGAAUUUAUUUCAUCUCCUGCCGGCCCUUUCCUUAACACUGGAUUUCACUUCAACGUAGGCAACUGGCCUGGACAUGUCGAAUCAGCCGGAUCUCGUAACGGUACAUGUGAUUGGGUUUUCAGCAGUGACACUGUGGAGCAAGGUCAAGAGUCUAUUUUCCUUUCCCUUGCUCACUGGUACAAGGCUGGGACGAGCUGUUCAUACCUAAUACGAGGAAGACCUGGGGAAAUUGUACGCAUGUAUUUCCCGUCAUUUCGAGUGCGACCCAUUGAGGCUCCGAUACGACCCUACGAUGGAGACUGUGGCGAAACUCUCAUUAUUUAUGAUUCUGAUCGCCCAGACGACUCGCGUAUCAUGAAGAUGUUCUGCGAUACAUUUUCGCGUCCAUUAGAGAAGCACGACUUCAUCUCCUCGGGAAGUUCGAUGUUCGUCAAGUUCGACAGUCGCACAGGCAGUUACGACGGUUCCUCCCUCUAUUAUUGGGCUCAAUACGACUUUUUCAACAACACCCAUUAUGGCCGACCGGUGGAAGAUUCGGUCUGUGAUGAACUUUUUGAGUCCUACGUUCGACCUGAAGGAAGGUUUGGCUCUCCUCUUAACACCCUCAUCUACAAGACUGAUGAAGACGUUCGUUGCCGCUACAGCUUCAAGGCUCCUCGAUACCAGUACCGCAGGAUUCUCGUUACUAUUAACGAUACCCACUUCAAGCACAAUGAGGAUGCCUGUCUGGAUUGCCUGAACGACGCAGUUGACAAAAUUAUCAUUCGAGAUCCAUUCCGGAACGGGACGGACGUUUGUAUCUGCGACAGUAUCGUCCAUUCACAACGGCUACCAGCCAUUGUAGUUUCUAACGGACCUUCCUUGGAGCUAAGUCUCCAUGUUGACCGGCGGCACGCCACACAAAAUUACUUCAAAUCAAACAUUCCAAUCUUUGAAGGAACAUAUAAGUUUAUUCAUAGUCCCAUCUGUGGGCCGACUGUGAUGGCAGCGGCGUCAGAGGGUAGUAUUGUCUACCCGAAAUAUGAACCUUAUGUGUACGGAGGAUAUGGAGAAGACGUUCAUUGUAUGUGGGAGGUUAAAGUCAGCCCAGAACGGGAUCUCUGGAUAUCUUUGGAAAGGAUGGACUUUUCGUUGGAGGAUUGCUCCCAGGAAGUUCUCGAGGUGGAGGUCAGUGGACGACGAGUGUUCACAGUUUGUGCAACAGCUCCUGAGGAAGCCAGGAGCUUAACAGUGAAAUCCAAGGACAUUCGCGAUGGCUCCUUGAUUGUACAUUUCAAGUCACAAGCACCUGGGCACUCAAACUUCCAGCUCACAUGGACAGAGCUAGUGGAGCUUCCACGUAACAGCGAUGGUACUAUCAUGACUUCGAAACUUUCGGCCCCUGGAGAGUGUAAGUUUGUGUGUCCAGGACAAGCGGCUUGUAUUCAUGAAGAUUUAGUGUGUAAUGGUGUCCACAACUGCCCCGGCAGCAACAACACCAACAUGCACGACGAGGCACCCGAAAUUUGCUACGCCCGCACCUCGGCUCACUUGAACUAUGUUGCGCUCGGUUUGGGUGCCGCUGGAGGAGCCGUCGUAGCAGUCGGGGUCAUCAUUUUGGUUUGUCGCAACUGCAGGAAGCGACCGGAAAAUGAUACUUCUUUUUAGCAAUCGCCCCCGACAGCCAGCACAAGUGCAACAACUUUCUGAACUGAGUUUCCAGCUAGGCAGUCCAUCGUCACGGCAUGAACAACAAGUUCUUCAGAGAAAACAUAGAACUGAUGCACAAGAUUCUCUCGAAGAGGCCACCGCAUUCUAAAUUAUAUGCCGGAUAAGUUGAUAGAUUAAAAUAUUCUUUAUUUAAGAAAUGCGUUAAAGAAAGUA
This is a messenger RNA of Hyalella azteca, 3236 nucleotides long. RefSeq names its product cubilin. Gene Ontology annotation, molecular function: protein binding. The record is from RefSeq and is a predicted model, not a curated record. NCBI's taxonomy places the organism in Eukaryota, Metazoa, Arthropoda, Malacostraca, Amphipoda, Hyalellidae. Gene Ontology annotation, cellular component: plasma membrane. The transcript has 3 exons. The coding region runs from base 435 to 3020 and encodes 861 amino acids.